Messenger RNA from Drosophila ficusphila, 975 nucleotides. RefSeq lists its product as uncharacterized. The record is from RefSeq and is a predicted model, not a curated record. NCBI's taxonomy places the organism in Eukaryota, Metazoa, Arthropoda, Insecta, Diptera, Drosophilidae. The transcript has a single exon. Bases 1 to 975 code for a protein of 324 amino acids.
AUGAGUUUAAGGCUACCCUCCUGCCCAAAGCCUGAGGAGCCUUGCACCUCAAAGGCGGCGGCAGCAAGGAGACCUCCCCCUAAGCCAUCUGCUGGAACACUCAGCGUACCGAAGGCAAGUGAAGGGAGUGCGAAGCAGCCACCCUCCAUCUCCACAGCCCCUCUCACUGGCACACACACCUCCCAUGCGGAGGCCGCCAAGAGGGUCAGAGUGGCGGUGUUACCUGAGGAUUUCCCACAGGUGCACUUGAGCCACGAAGAACUGUCCGAGUUGGAGGAGGCCAUCAUGGACGACGUAAUCACGUCGGCAUGGGACACGGCAGUCGCGUUUAGGGGCAUCCACUUCAGGGUAGGAUACCUCCUCAUCGACUGCCUGGACCAGGACUCAGCGGACUGGCUGAGGGCCGUUUUGCCCUUGCUCAGAACGUGGAAGGGCGUGCCCCUAGAAACCAAGGUGGGAGAAGAUAUCCCCGCGGCAUAUAAUGUCUUCUGCCCCAGAAGCUCGGAAAGAGAAAAUGAGGAACUCCUCACGAUGCUUGGGCGACAGAACAGCCUGGAGACGGAUGCCUGGGGAGUGGUCUCCCGGAGGAACGAUGGAGGCGGAGCACUCCUUGUCAUCGGGAUCGACCAGCUCACCCGAGACGAGAUCGUAGCUAGAGGGCAUCAGCUCAACUUUAGGUACGGUACCGUCUCGGUGAGUGGGCUGAGAAAGGCGGCAAAGAUGGCCGCAAUAGAAGGAGCGCCCUCUGGUCCCCCAGAUGGCAAAGUGGAGGUCGAGGAAUCCCUCGACGAGCCACAGGAGCCUAUGGGUACAGAUGAGGACCCUGGCGCCGUUACAGACGUGAGGAAUGAGGAUGAGAAGCAUCCUACGCCCUCCGACAAUAACGACGAAACGGAGGCCGACGUCACUCUGACGGAUGGCAGUGGAGGGGAACACCCGCCCCCUUCACCAAAUAUUGAGCAUCCGCUCCAAUGA